Messenger RNA from Biomphalaria glabrata, 1697 nucleotides. Its product is annotated as pyruvate dehydrogenase E1 component subunit alpha, mitochondrial-like. Gene Ontology annotation, molecular function: pyruvate dehydrogenase (acetyl-transferring) activity. The record is from RefSeq and is a predicted model, not a curated record. The coding region runs from base 109 to 1269 and encodes 386 amino acids. The transcript has 9 exons. Gene Ontology annotation, biological process: pyruvate decarboxylation to acetyl-CoA. NCBI's taxonomy places the organism in Eukaryota, Metazoa, Mollusca, Gastropoda, Planorbidae. Gene Ontology annotation, cellular component: intracellular membrane-bounded organelle.
AAAUGAAAUCACGAAAAUAAGUAACACUUCCGGUUAAUGUAAAAUAGUAUUUGACCUCAGAAGAUAUUUACAAAUCACACAAAUUCCCAAUCCUGACCCUAGCCAAGAAUGCAGUUCUUUAGAACAUUUCGUCCACUUGGCAAUAACACGGUUCCCCUCAAGGCACUUCAAGGAUGUUCUUACUCAACGGCGACUGAAGCUGUUCAUAAUGUUACUCCCUAUAAAUUACAUCGCCUGGAGGAGGGUCCCAAGACAACAGUAACAUAUGGUCGAGAUGAAGCCCUCAAAUAUUACAGACAAAUGAGAACCAUUAGGGUCUUGGAAACUACAGCUGCCAACUUAUAUAAGUCUAAAAUCAUUCGUGGGUUUUGUCAUCUUUAUUCUGGGCAGGAAGCUGUAGCUGUUGGGAUGGAAGGAGCCAUUACACAUGAAGAUUCUGUCAUUACUGCUUACAGAGCCCAUGGUUGGACCUACACUAGGGGGGCUGAUGUUCGUAGUGUACUUGCAGAGCUUACAGGAAGAAAGACUGGUUGUGCUAAUGGUAAAGGCGGCUCUAUGCAUAUGUAUGCCAAAAAUUUUUAUGGUGGAAAUGGAAUAGUUGGUGCACAGGUGCCGCUAGGUGCUGGUAUAGCUUUUGCUCAUAAAUACAAAAAUGAAGAAAAAGUGUGCAUUGCUCUGUAUGGUGAUGGUGCAGCAAAUCAGGGACAGAUUUUUGAAGCUUACAAUAUUGCCAAGCUUUGGAAUUUGCCAUGUAUUUUUGUGUGUGAAAAUAAUGGCUACGGUAUGGGGACAUCAAUGGCUAGAUCUUCAGCUAGCGUAGACUACUAUUCAAGGGGAGACUAUAUUCCUGGAAUUUGGGUGGAUGGUAUGGAUGUACUUGCUGUUAGAGAAGCCACACGAUUCGCUAAAGAUUAUGCUCUUAAAAAUGGUCCUAUUGUAAUUGAAGCAUUUACCUACAGAUAUCAUGGUCACAGUAUGAGUGACCCAGGUACCAGUUACCGUACUCGAGAAGAGGUUCAAGAAGUCAGGCAGAAAAGAGAUCCCAUUGGAAAAUUCAAAGAUGUCAUUGUACAAGCUGGAGUGGUCUCUGAAGCUGAAAUUAAGAAAAUAGAAGAAGAAAUAAAGAAAGAAGUCGCUGAUGCUGCAGAGCUUGCCAAGAAUGAUCCAGAACUUCCACCAGAAGAACUCUACACCCAUGUCUAUAUGGAUCCACCUCCCAACUUCAAAAUUCGUGGCUGUGAUGAUUCCAUAUUGGCUGCUACUAGAUAAAUGCUCAACAUAGUUAUAAAAAUUAGACUUAUUAUUGAUUAAACAUUGAUAUUUUUAUAUAAAAAUUAGACUUAUUAUUGAAUAAACACUGAUAUUUUUUUUAACCUUCUGGAAGCUGACCAUUUUAAAGAUCAUAUUUUACAAAUAUGUCUACAAAAUAGUCUACAUUUCUAAAUGUGUUAAUAAAAAAAAGAAGAGGACUAAUUAUGGACUGUUAAACAAUUUUGUGUUUCUUGCAAUCUGUGUGAAUGAGUCAUUUUCCCAUUUUUAUAGUUGUUUUUUUUUUUUUUAAGUGUAGAUUAAUGUUUGUCUCUCUUUUUUUUUUUAUAUGUUGAUAAUAUGUCUUGCCUUCUCCACUGUACAUAUAGUUAGUGAAGUUUAAUGUGAAUAGAUGUCUUAAAAAUAUUAAAAUUUGUCAUCUUUAACUA